Molecule: messenger RNA, 4145 nt
Organism: Sphaeramia orbicularis (orbiculate cardinalfish)
Lineage: Eukaryota; Metazoa; Chordata; Actinopteri; Kurtiformes; Apogonidae
Product: probable cation-transporting ATPase 13A3
Exons: 31
Coding region: 1-3726 (1241 amino acids)
Biological process (GO): polyamine transmembrane transport; intracellular calcium ion homeostasis
Cellular component (GO): late endosome membrane
Molecular function (GO): polyamine transmembrane transporter activity; P-type ion transporter activity; ATP hydrolysis activity
Source: RefSeq, a predicted model, not a curated record
AUGAAGACGGGAGAGGCGAAGAUCAUCAACCAGGGCCUGGAGGAUGAGAUGGAGGUGUGGGCGUACCGGCCCUGUCUGUGGAAGAUGGUCCUGGUGGGAGUGGGUGCUGUCUGCUCUGGUGGUCUCCUGCUGCUGCUCCUCUAUUGGCUGCCUGAAUGGAGCGUGAAAGGCACCUGCACACACACCUCCAUGAGGAACGCACACACACUGCUGCUGCGCUCCACGGAUGAAUUCCGGCAGUGGUUCCGGGCCAAAGUACAUGUGAUGUUGGCUCCAGGAAGGCGACCUUUUGACCCUUUAGAUGUGCAGUCUUCAUCACAGCUGCCAAACGGGGACAGAGACUGCAGCAUAACCGCUCUGAAUGACGAGCAUCAUGGGAUAUUUGCUCAAGGACAAACUGCAGAGAUCCACUACUUCACUCACCACAGCACUAAAUACUACUGGAAUGAUGAUGUACAGAACUUUGAAAUAUAUAAAGGCUUAGAGGAUAUGAAGGUGAGCUGUGCAGGAAUCCACUCUGAAAACAGCUCAGGACUUUCUAAAACACUGCAGGACUACAGGAGACUGUUUUUUGGUGAGAAUGAGAUUGCAGUCAGAGUGCCCUCGCUAUUCAAACUCCUCAUAAAGGAGGUCUUGAAUCCUUUCUACAUUUUCCAACUCUUCAGUGUUAUUCUGUGGAGUGCAGAGGAUUACUACUAUUACGCCACCGCCAUAGUGUUCAUGUCUGUGAUUUCAAUAGCUACCUCACUGUAUACCAUUAAAAGGCAAUAUGUGAUGCUACACGACAUGGUGGCAGCGCACAGCGUGGUUCGUGUUUCAGUUUGCAGAGGUGAUAAAGAUAUUGAACAGGCCAUGUCGACAGAGCUGGUGCCUGGUGAUGUCAUCAUCAUUCCAGCCAAUGGGAUGAUCAUGCCCUGCGACGCCGCGCUGAUCCAUGGCACCUGCAUCGUAAAUGAGAGCAUGUUGACAGGAGAGAGUGUUCCUGUUACAAAGACGGGUCUGCCGAGUUCAGGCGAUGACGGGUCGAUGAUCUACAACAUGGAGGAACACAAGAGACACACUCUGUUCUGUGGAACCCACGUUAUCCAAACCCGGUUCUACGCUGGAGAAUUGGUGAAGGCCGUUGUGGUCCGCACAGGUUUCAGUACAGAGAAAGGCCAGCUGGUCCACUCCAUCCUCUACCCUAAACCCACAGACUUUAAACUGUACCGCGAUGCCUAUCUGUUCCUGCUUUGUCUGGUGGGUGUGGCGGGGAUCGGCUUCAUCUACACUAUCGUCCUCAGCAUCAUGAAUAAGGUUCCAGCUAAGCUCAUCGCCUUAAAGUCUCUGGACAUCAUCACCAUCACUGUUCCCCCAGCUUUACCUGCGGCCAUGACAGCCGGUAUCGUCUACGCACAGCGACGUCUGAAGCGCGUCGGCAUCUUCUGCAUCAGCCCCCAGAGGAUCAACAUGUGUGGACAGCUCAACCUGGUCUGCUUUGACAAGACUGGGACUCUGACUGAGGACGGGUUGGACUUGUGGGGUUUUCAGAGAGCUGAACAUGGCAGCUUUUCCCCUCCGGAGUCCGAGGCCUGUAAUGAGAGUCUGGUGAACUCUGCGUUUGUAGCCUGCAUGGCCUCCUGCCACUCACUGACCAAGAUCGAAGGAGAACUCUCUGGCGACCCUUUAGACCUGAAGAUGUUCAGCGCUACAGGCUGGGUGUUAGAGGAGCCCACAGAGGAAGAGACUGCUCUGCACAAUCCCAUAAUGCCCACAGUUGUGCGACCACCGAACCAGGUCAUCCCUGAAACCAACCAGAACGAUCCACUGACUGAGAACCCGUCGUGUGAGAUCGGUAUUGUCCGUCAGUUCCCGUUCUCCUCGGGUCUGCAGAGGAUGAGUGUGGUGGUCCGCAGGUUGGGGGAAAAACACAUGAACGCCUUCAUGAAGGGGGCGCCUGAGGUCGUGGCCAGUCUCUGCAAAGAGCACACAGUCCCACAGAGUUUCACAGAGACUCUGGAGGUCUACACCAGGCAGGGCUUCAGGGUUAUCGCCCUGGCGCAUCGACAACUGGAGUCCAAACUCUCCUGGCACAAAGUCCAGACCCUCAGCAGAGACCUGAUAGAGAACAACAUGGAGUUUCUUGGUUUGAUCAUAAUGCAGAAUAAAAUAAAACAGGAGACUGCCGGGGUGUUACGAGAUUUACACCAAGCCAACAUCCGCACUUUAAUGGUUACAGGAGACAACAUGUUGACGGCCAUAUCAGUGGCUCGAGACUGUGGGAUGAUCCGUCCACAUGAGAAGGUCAUUAUUGCAGAUGCUGUGUCACCUAAAGACUGUCAUCCGGCUACGAUCACAUGGCAUUACACCGAAAACCCAGCACAGACCGCAAAGAACAACCAGUCUGUGGAAAUUACUCUGGAGGAAGAUGGAGGCGUGACACACCAUCCUCCUCAUGGUCAGAGUUAUCACUUCGCUGUGAGCGGCAGAGCCUUCGCUGUGAUCAUGGAACACUUCCCUCAACUGGUUCCAAAGCUUAUUCUGGGAGCCACAGUGUUCGCCCGUAUGGCUCCAGACCAGAAGACUCAGCUGGUGGAGGUUCUGCAGAGCAUCAAUUACACCGUUGGCAUGUGUGGUGACGGUGCAAAUGACUGCGGAGCCCUGAAGAGAGCUCAUAGUGGGAUCUCUCUGUCUGAACUGGAGGCUUCUGUAGCUUCACCUUUCACCUCCUCCACCUCAAACAUCUCUUGUGUCCCCAACCUCAUCAGGGAGGGUCGAGCUGCUCUCAUUACAUCAUUCUGUGUUUUCAAGUUCAUGGCUCUUUACAGCAUCAUCCAGUACCUCAGUGUCUGUCUGCUGUACUCAAUUCCCAGUAAUUUGGGAGACUUCCAGUUUCUCUUCAUUGACAUCGCCAUCAUUCUCAUAAUUGCUUUUACAAUGAGUCUGAACCCGGCGUGGAAGGAGCUGGUGUGGCGCCGCCCUCCGUCCAGCCUCAUUUCCGGGCCACUGCUCUUUUCGGUUCUGACGCAGAUCCUCACCUCAUUGGUGUUCCAGGUCCUGGCUUUUCUUUUAGUGCGACAGCAGAGUUGGUACGAGAAAUGGACACCUCAGUCGGAUGCCUGUAAUGUGACCAGCUUCAGUCUUCCUCACAGCCUCAAUGUAACCCAUCCUCAUGACUAUAAAAACAUCAGGAACUAUGAGAACACCACGCUCUUCUACGUGUCCUCUUUCCAGUAUUUGGCCGUAGCCAUCAUCUUUUCCAAGGGAAAGCCUUUCCGACAGCCGAGCUACAAAAACUGGCCGUUCAUGCUGGCCUGUGUUGGUCUGUACACCUUCCUCUUCCUCAUCAUGUUGUUUCCUCUUCCUGCCAUCGACAGCUUCCUGGAGAUCGUGUGUGUUCCCCACGACUGGCGUGUCACACUGGUGGUUAUUAUCAUAGUCAAUGCAGUGGUGUCGUUCACACUCGAGACUUUGAUCCUUGACAUCAUCUUAUGGAGACUAGUUUUCAGAGACAAUCAUCACAUAAAUCGAGGCACCGAGUCCCGCUCAGCUGACGCACCUCAGACGGCCAAUGACCGCUGGGGCCCGGCCUUCUUGUCCUGGCUGUUCUGUAGGAGGAACAAACCCCCAAGGGCCCGGUACAUGCAUUUAGCCUUAGAGCUGCAGGACGACGCCGACUGGCCCCCCAGACCUUCCACUGUCACCUACGCCAGCACUCCUCCAUCACACAUCUCCGCCUCCCUCUGACACCGACAUGACGCCAAACCAAUCGGCACAGACUUUCUCUGAACGCGUCCUGAGCUGAGAGACAGGACUGGUGGAAAUGUAGCGUUUGGAGCAGCAAACAAGCCAUGAGCUUUAUAAAGAUGAGGCCUUAAGGUUCGACUAAUGUUCAAGUGUUCUAUUUUCAUUCACAUCAACUUUAAAUGACCAAACACCAUCCAACUGCAGCUGAGCUAAUCUGACACAGCGUAUUACUGAGCCAGACAUCUGUAAUGAACAGACAGUGUUUCCCAUCAGUGUGAAUUUUUACUAGUUUUUACUCUAAAUAAUAAUAUAUGGACAAACUGAAGUGUAUUUAUCUGACAUAAAACUCAAUUAAAGAAGUCAGAUACAUUUUACAGAACAUGAGGAUAAUACUUUAUUGUCAAAACACGUAACAUAAU